This is a messenger RNA of Dracunculus medinensis (Guinea worm), 1503 nucleotides long. Lineage: Eukaryota; Metazoa; Nematoda; Chromadorea; Rhabditida; Dracunculidae. The record is from the annotation of a GenBank genome assembly.
AUGGAUCACAACACUUCAGGAACUAUGGCAUCACUUGCCGCUUGGUUACCAUUUGCUCGUGCUGCAGCUAUAGGAUGGGUACCUAUAUCGAGGCAACCUAUGCCACCAGCACCAGUAAGUAUACAGGCAAGAGAUCUGGCGAUCGAUCAUGUAUCUGAUGAGAAACUUUUGAUUAAUAUAUCAGGUCGACGCUUCGAAACCUGGCGAAAUACUCUCGAAAAAUUUCCUGAGACUUUACUCGGCUCAAAUGAAAAAGAGUUUUUCUAUGACGAAGACUCAUGCGAAUAUUUUUUCGAUCGUGAUCCGGAUAUUUUUCGGCACAUCCUUACAUUCUACAGGACAGGAAAAUUACACUAUCCAAAGCAAGAGUGCCUUGUUGCAUAUGAAGAAGAAUUAUCAUUUUUCGGUAUAAUGCCAGAUCUUAUUAGUGAUUGCUGCUACGAAGAUUAUAAAGAUAAAAAGCGCGAAAAUCAAGAGCGACUGAUGGAAGAGCGCUUAGAAAGUGCGGACAAAAAGAAGAAAAAUUUAUCUUUUCAAGAAAAAAUGUGGGCAGCUUUCGAGAAUCCUCACACAUCUUCAGUAGCUCUUGUUUUCUAUUAUGUGACAGGAUUUUUCAUUGCCGUAUCUGUUUUAUGCAAUAUCAUUGAGACAGUACCAUGUAAAUAUGUAAUCAGUGGUUCUAAUAUAUCGUGCGGCGAUUUAUAUGAAAAACAGUUUUUUGUAUUAGACACGGCUUGCGUUGUUAUAUUUACCGUGGAAUAUAUGGCAAGGUUAUUUGCUGCUCCUGACCGAUGUAAAUUUUUACGUUCAAUAAUGAGCGUCAUUGAUGUCGUUGCAAUUCUUCCAUAUUAUAUUGGACUUGGUCUCACAAAUAAUAAAGAUGUUUCUGGUGCAUUUGUCACACUUCGUGUUUUUCGUGUUUUUCGUAUUUUCAAGUUCUCGCGGCAUUCGCAAGGAUUAAGAAUACUUGGUUAUACAUUAAAAUCUUGUGCUAGUGAACUUGGAUUUCUCGUAUUCUCUCUUGCAAUGGCGAUUAUUAUUUUUGCAACAAUAAUGUAUUAUGCCGAGAAAAAAGUAUUCGAUACCAAAUUCACAUCAAUUCCAGCUGCUUUCUGGUACACUAUCGUUACAAUGACCACACUAGGUUACGGUGAUAUGGUACCAGCAACAAUUAUGGGUAAAAUUGUAGGGGGAGUUUGUUCGCUUAGUGGUGUACUCGUUAUUGCACUUCCAGUGCCUGUAAUCGUGAGUAAUUUUUCAAGAAUUUAUCACCAAAAUCAACGAGCUGAUAAACGAAGAGCACAGAAGAAAGCAAGGCUCGCUCGGAUACGCAUAGUUAAAAGUGCGAGUGGACAAGCUAUGUAUGCGAAAAAGAAAGCUCAUGAAGCACGUAUGCGAGCAUUCGAAGAAGGAUUGCUUAGCUCUGAUGAUUUGAAAGAAGAAGAUAUAUUCGAAAUUCAACACCAGCAUUUAUUGCAAUGUCUCGAGAAAGCUACAGUUUAG